Messenger RNA from Oikopleura dioica, 939 nucleotides. NCBI's taxonomy places the organism in Eukaryota, Metazoa, Chordata, Appendicularia, Copelata, Oikopleuridae. The record is from the annotation of a GenBank genome assembly.
AUGAAGGCCUUCUUUGAUUCGUCAACGGAAGACUCUGAACUCAGCGCCAAAUCCGUCUACGUCGGCAACUUCGACACCCAGUUCACCAACAAGUUCCACAACUCAAUGCUUGACGACCUCAAUAAUUUCGGAUUUUCGGCAGAUUAUUGCACUGACAACUCGUUCAAAAAUGAAGGCGCGAAACUAGCGAAUUAUGCGACGUCCUUGGCGCGAACAGCUGUCGACCUCGCUCUAAAAGAAACCGAAUUUUCUCCGGACGAGCUUUCAUCCCUUUCCGUCUCAGAAGAGACAAUUCAAGAACUCUUCUGUUGUUUCCUCGGAAAUCCCCAGCAAUGUGACUUGAUCUCGCCACUUUUCAACACGACGUUUUCGGGGCGAAAGUUUUCGACUACAGGCGCUCAGGUUUUACCCCACUGGAGACCUCCUCGAUUCGACUUUUCUUCGACUGUAUCUGGAAGCAAUCCACCCGUCCCGCUUGACGUGUUUACGAAUACGAUGAUCUACUUCACGGGCGAAGACGUGGAAUGCGACUCGAGCAAUGUUACCGACUGCUGGGAAAAGUGCUCUCAAGAAAACAUCCAGAGCGGCGUUGUUGACAGGCUAUUCGAAUAUCGAUUGCUCCGAAACAACACAAUCUGCAAAAAGUCGCCAGUGUAUCAAGUGUUUGCGCAGAGCCCAGCGGGGAGGAUCGAGAACUACGACUUCGAGAAGAAUGAAGCUGGCUUCUCUCUUUGGAGCGAAUCACAAUGGAACGGCGGCCUCGCCGAAGGAAGACUAUUCCUGAAGCAGUCGCCGACGAGCGAGAACAUCAUCCUCUCAGUCGGCGUCAUCUCGGUCUUCUUCGCCUAUUUGAUCUCCUGGCUGGUCAAGUGGAAGUCUGCCUCGCUGUUUACGCCCUCGCAAGGGUUUCUGAAUCCAGUCUCGACAGUCGCCUCGUGA